AUGGCGAAAAUCACCCUUCAACACGCAAACAGAACUUUUUCAGCCUGGAGCUCCCACCCGCAGCUGGAGAUCACAAACCCCCGCAGCUUCGAAAGAGUCAUCUUCUUCUUACACGGUUUUCCAGACAACAACGAAGGAUACGAGAAUGUCACGCCAAUUGUCGCCCAGCACUACAAAACGAAGGUCUUGUUGAUUGCGCCCGUAAUGAGGGGCUACGAGGCCUCGUCCCAGGGCCCAGACACCGAGUACAAGAUGUCUGAUUUGGCUGGAGACUUGAGAGCAUGGAUUUUACUGAUUGUGCCUAACAAGGAGGUGCCUGUCCACUUGGUGGGCCACGACUGGGGCGCCAUCGUCACCUUCAAAACCGCUUCCUUAUACCCGGAGCUUAUCACCUCGGCCGCCACCAUGGCCAUUCCGUACCUUGCCAACCUCAGACCAUGGCACUAUCUCUGGUACGCUCCUCGCCAGAUCUACUGCCUGUCGUACUUCUUCACCAUGCAAUAUGCGUUUUUGUACCGCCACAAGUUUGGAGACUUGCUGGUGCCGGGUUAUUUGGACGAGCUCUGGAAGUACUGGUCGCCCAAUUGGGAUUUCAGCAAGCAGAUCGACUCUGUGAGAAAAACGCUUGCUGAACCCGGUGUUCUCGAUUCCGCCACCGCCUACUACCGUAAUCUCUUCAGACCCAGCAUCAUCAAGGAGCGCAAGUGGAUUGUGGAUUUCGAAAAAGUGCCCACCUUGAUUUUGGGCGGUGACAAGGACAAUUGCAUGGUUUCGGAAUUGUACGACUUGGAGGCCCAGCUCUUGGCUUCAAAGCCCAAGGUGAAGGUGCAAUUGUUGUCUGGACUUGGCCAUUUCAUGCACAGAGAAGACCCUACCAAGGUGACGGAGUUGAUCUGUGACUGGUUUGACAAGUACAAUUGA
Molecule: messenger RNA, 921 nt
Organism: Candidozyma duobushaemuli
Lineage: Eukaryota; Fungi; Ascomycota; Pichiomycetes; Serinales; Metschnikowiaceae
Exons: 1
Coding region: 1-921 (306 amino acids)
Molecular function (GO): hydrolase activity
Source: RefSeq, a predicted model, not a curated record